AUGGCAGAUGCCGGAAACAAGUCGGACACUGGCUCGAACAACUUCGAAGUUGAAGACCAAACGGAAUUGAUGUAUACGGAGGAUACAAUAUGGACUGCAGUUUUUAGUGCUGAUAAGAAUGCGAUUGAAGCGUCAAUUCAAAAAGAUCCUGAUGUAAUCUACACGCGUGGUGCUGUUGGUGAAUGUCCUAUUCAUAUGUUGUUUUUAUGUGGAUCGGAUGCACAUCUGGAAAUUGCACGAGAUCUUAUUUUACGCUUUCCUGAAAUUACCACCCAAACUUACCAUAAACCGAUUUAUUAUGGUGAAAAUGUUCUUCAUAUUGCCAUUGUCAAACGAAAUGCUGAGAUGGUAGAAUGGUUACUCGGAACCGAAGAGCUCAAACCUUAUCGUCAAGAACUAUUGACAGCGAGAGCUACUGGUGAUUUCUUCAAAAUCGGACAACCGUCGUAUUACGCCGAAAGUCCACUGGGCUUUGCAUGUGGUACUAAUCAAUGGGAUAUAGCAGAAAUUUUGCUGAAGUAUGGUGCAGAUAUGAAUGUGGUCGAUAGUAAUCGAAAUAAUAUCUUGCAUAUGCUUGUCAUUUGUAAUCUUCCUGAAAUCUAUGCGAAAUUCAAAUCACGUUGGUUAGAAAAGAAGCUAUCUAUUGGAAUUUAUGACGCAUUUAAGAACAAAGGAAAGAAAUCGAAAGCGGUGAAACAACAAACGAAUCUAUGGAAUCGUCUGAACAAUGAUAAUUUAACGCCAUUAACUUUAGCGGCUGACCUAAGUCGAACGCACAUGUUGUCAUGGCUACUUAAUGAGCGUAAAAUUGUACAAUGGUCGUACGGAGACGUUUCAUGUGUUCUCCAUCCACUUGAUCAACUUGAUGUUGAUUUUCAAGAUGACACUGCUCAUCAACCGUUGAGUGUCUUGGAUGUUAUCAUAAAAAACAAUGAUACGGAAUUAGUUCACCCCAUUAUUACAUCUUUGAUCGAUAAGAAAUGGAAACAUUUUGUACAUCGUGUACUCGUCCGACGAUUUGCAAUCACAUUCACCUAUCUGAUGAUAUUCCUUGUAACGACAAUUUUAGAACAAACCCGUCCAGAAAAGUCAGAAGAUGACGAUGGUAAUGAUGAAAAAGUCGAAAUUCUCGAUGAACACUCUGAUUUAAUACGAAUAUCAUUGUGUGCCGUUGGUCGUCUUAUUGUCAUAUCAGGUGCUCUUCUCAAAGCGGGACGUGAGAUUCGAGAAAUGACUACGUUAGGCUUACGCAACUAUCUAAAUAGCACUGGCUCAAUUUUUCUAGAAAACUGCCUAGCCUCCUCAUUUUGCGUUUGUAUUCUUAUCGUUCAAGUUCUUCGAUUAUUCGAUAUGCAGAAUGACGCUGUUAUUCUUGCUUUUGCAUCUCUGUUGGGCUGGGGUUACAUGUUUUUUUUUAUUAUGCCAUUUCGAUUUACGGGUCCAUUUGUAAUCAUGAUCUAUAAAAUGUUAUUCAAUGAUGUUCUACGGUUCUGUAUGAUCUAUACAAUAUUUCUCGCUGGGUUUUCGCAAUCAUUCUUUAUUCUCUUUAAUGAAAAUGGUUUUCGAGGAUAUAUGGUCACUAUCAAACAAUGUUUUCUAGGUUUAUUAGGCGAUUUUGACCUAGAUUAUUACAUCGAAGGCACACAUCCAUUCAUCAGUGUAUCAUUUCUGAUCUUUUACGUUGUUGUUGUUACAAUUCUAUUAUUAAAUUUACUUAUUGCAAUGAUGGGUGAUACAUAUGCUGAUGUAAAGAAAAGUGCGAAGAAACUCUGGCAUUUGGAACGAGCACGUAUUGCAGUGGAUGUUGAGCAUGGAAUGUCAACGGCUGAACGUAAAAUAAAAGCUCAUAAAUACUGGGUUGAUGUUCAAGGUGAACGUUAUUUACAAGUCGAACAAGUGAACAAUAUUCUUUUCGAAGCGAAAGACGACGCCGUGGAAGAUGAUUGA
Adineta ricciae is the source of this 1947-nucleotide messenger RNA. NCBI's taxonomy places the organism in Eukaryota, Metazoa, Rotifera, Eurotatoria, Adinetida, Adinetidae. The record is from the annotation of a GenBank genome assembly.